Messenger RNA from Colius striatus (speckled mousebird), 2553 nucleotides. RefSeq names its product heterochromatin-associated protein MENT. The record is from RefSeq and is a predicted model, not a curated record. Gene Ontology annotation, biological process: negative regulation of endopeptidase activity. The transcript is spliced from 7 exons. Lineage: Eukaryota; Metazoa; Chordata; Aves; Coliiformes; Coliidae. The coding region runs from base 51 to 1277 and encodes 408 amino acids. Gene Ontology annotation, molecular function: serine-type endopeptidase inhibitor activity.
AGAAGCAGUCAUCAUUUCUCCCUGACACUCAUUUGUCUCAGGCUGCACCAAUGGAGUCUCUCUCAGUGUCAACCAACAGCUUCACUCUGGACCUUUACAAAAAGCUGAAUGAAACAUCCAAAGGCCAAAACAUUUUCUUUUCUCCUUGGAGUAUUGCAACUGCUCUCGCCAUGGUCUACCUGGGUGCAAAAGGUGACACUGCAACCCAAAUGGCUGAGGUACUUCAUUUUAACCAGACUGCAGGAGAAGAAGAAGGUUCAUCAACAACAGCAAGACCUUCUCAGGGGAGACCGAAGAAAAGAAAGAUGGAUCCUGAGCACAAGCAAGAUGAAAACAUCCACUCUGGCUUCAAACAACUCCUGGCUGAGUUCAGCAAACACCGAGGCACCUACUUGCUGAAGACUGCCAACCGACUGUAUGAGGAAAAGACCUACCCAUUGCUGCCUAAUUUCUUACAGCUCGUUACAAGUUAUUACAAUGCAAAGCCACAAGCUGUAAACUUUAAGACAGCUGCAGAACAAGCCAGAGCACUCAUCAACUCAUGGGUUGGAAACAAAACUGAGAGGAAAAUCCAGGAUCUGCUGCCUGCAGGAUCUGUCAAUACUCACACUGUGUUGGUCUUAGUAAAUGCCAUUUAUUUCAAAGGAAACUGGGAAAAGAAAUUUCUGGAGAAAAAUACUUCUGAGAAACCCUUCAGAUUGAGCAAGACCAAGACUAAACCAGUACAGAUGAUGUUUCUGAGAGAUGCAUUUUUGAUACUCCAUGAAAAAACAAUGAAAUUUAAAAUCAUUGAGCUUCCCUAUGUGAAAAAUGAACUCAGCAUGUUUGUUCUUCUACCAGAUGACAUCAAUGAUAACUCUACUGGUUUGGAGCUGGUGGAAAGACAGCUGACUCAUGAGAAACUGUCUGAAUGGACCAAACCAGCCAACAUGAUGAAAGCUGAAGUGGAUUUGUACCUGCCCAAGUUGAAGCUGGAAGAGAAUUAUGACCUUAAAUCCACUUUGAGCAGCAUGGGGAUACAGAGUGCUUUUGACCCAGUACAGGCUGAUUUCACAGGGAUGUCAGUGAGAAAGGAUCUUUUCAUCUCAAAAGUUAUUCACAAAGCUUUUGUGGAAGUCAAUGAAGAAGGUACUGAGGCAGCAGCUGCCACAGGUGCCCUGGUGAUGAAAUCAAAAGCACCAAAAGUGACAUUUAAAGCUGACCACCCUUUUCUCUUCUUCAUCAGACACAACAAAUCACAAACCAUUCUCUUCUUUGGCAGGCUCUGCUCACCCUAGUCAGAGUUAUUCUUUGCCCUGCAGAGCAGGAGAUGCUUGCUUGCCAGCACAGAGGAAAACACCAAAACCUCAAACUCUCGCUGUAACUCAAGGCAUAGGGGCUGGAAACUUUUCUCCAUCAGACCACACACCCCAGGGACUCAGGCACAGUGCCAGGGAAUUUGCCUCUCUCCUACUCUGAAAGCACAAGGGCAAUGCACAACGCCUUGCACACUGGUUUUGUUUCAGAUCGGGACAUCAAAGGACAGCUCUGUCCUAACCACUAUUAACUAUGGUAUUUUUGACCCCCUUCGACCUCCACUGGCAUGUACAAACAUAAUGCUAAUACUGGCCCUCUCCUCAUCCUCAUGUCUAGAACCCGUGGUCCACAUGUGGUCUUAACAAUUACGCUCAGCUGCAGUAGAUAGACCCAGAUUCCCUCUGGGCCUUGAUUAGGCAGGUCCUGCAAUUACAGCUGGAGGCCAGUCCUCCCUGCCCAAGGCUGACAGCCAUCCCAUUGCCUUCCUUCCACAUCCCAGCUGUAAGUCUUCAUCAGCUCCCAGUGUAACCUCCAAUUAGCUUCACAUGUCAUGCCACAGAUUCUCUUUUUAUAAUAUAUCUAUUGAAAAAGACACCUCUGUAAAGGCAAUUUGCCUCACUCAGACCCUCAGGUAUAUAAGAGGCUGCAUCUGUAUGGUGUCUGGCUGCAGCAAUAGCUCCUUGUUAUUCCAAACAACCCUUGCUUCAAACAUAGCAACAACCCCACAUGGACUGAGGCUGUGGUGCGAGAGAGAGGCAGAGGUGAAAAAUCAGGGGCUGGAGCUGAUAGCAAAGAUACAGAGAACAGAAGAGGAGAUCAUCUUUGUGUAACUUUAUAGAGACAACAUAAGUAAGCCUCCAGGAAGAGCAGACCUCCUUAAUGUAGUAAAUCACAAAUGAGAUCAGCGAGUGUGCGUGCUGAAGGGCAAUUCGUGUGCCAAGCAGUGCCGAGCAUCUCGCUUCCGUUGACUCAGUUAGAAAAGCAGAAACUGCCAAGUUGUGAGUUGUGACCAUAUACGGGCAAACUGAGACAAAUCUAGCACAAAACCAUUACCAGAGACUUUCCCCCACAUUCAGUGUGUUUGCGUGGAGGCCGUUGCGCAAUACACCAGCAACAGAUGCAUUAAAUGUAUGGGAAUAUGCAUUUUCUUCACGUAUGUUGUAAGUGGGUUUUUGUCCUUUGCUGUGCACGGGAGGAGGAGAGAUCCCCCCCACACUCAGUGCUGUAAUAAACCAGCGUCGGCUUUCUAAACCUUCA